GAGGUGAUACAAACCGAUGAAGCGUCUUCCCUUGCUCACCCCGGCCCGCGCCUUCGCCACGACGUACAACGGCCGGGUCGUCCGAGUCGACUCGUCCGGACGCGCCCUCGCCGUCGAGGUCGACCCACCGGACCUCCCCCGCGACGCUCGAGGCCACGCCCUCCCGCGCCGCGACCUCAUCUGCCGCGCCGCCCGCAUCCUCCGCUCCACUUCUCCCGCCGCCGCCCCCCUCCUCGACCUUGCCGACUACCUCCAAACCCUAACCCUCACCCUCACCCCCGCCGAGGUCAGCGAGAUUCUCAAGUGCAUCCGGAACCCCGAUCGCGCCCUCGAGUUCUUCCGCUUCGCCGCCUCACUCCCCGGGUUCCACCAUGAUUGCUUCACCUACAACCGGAUCCUCUCCAUCCUCGCCAGGUCGGGCGCUGUUGAUGGAGACACUGUCCGCUGGAUCGUGGACGAGAUGGAGCGUGAUGGAGUGAACGGAAGCAUAUCCACCAUCAACAUCUUGAUCGGGAUACUCGGGGGUGGAGAGCUGGACCGGUGCUUGGAACUCGUUAAGAAGUGGGGAUUGAAGUUUAACGGGUACACCUACAAGUGCUUGAUGCAGGCGUACUUGAGAUACCGGGUUGUGGACCGGGCGUUUAGGGUUUUUGAGGAGAUGAAGAGGAAAGGAUAUAAAUUGGAUAUCUUUGCCUAUAAUAUGCUAGUGGAUGCGCUAGCCAAAGCUGAAAAGGUUGAACAGGCUUACAAGGUUUUUGCAGAUAUGAAACGUAGGCACUGUGAACCAGAUUCAUAUACUUACACAAUUUUAAUCAGAAUGUCUGGAAAGAUAGGGAAAACAGAUGAAUUCCUCUCGUUUUUUGAAGAGAUGAUAAGAAAAGGAUGUGCUCUUAACUUAAUUUCUUAUAAUACUAUGAUUCAAGCACUUGCUAAGAAUCGAAUGGUGGAUAAAGCUAUCUUUAUUUUUUCCAAAAUGGUUGAGAAUGAUUGCCAACCCAAUGAAUUCACAUAUAGUGUCUUGAUAGAUGGUUUAGCAGCAGAAGGACAACUUGAUAGGCUGGAUCAGGUUGUGGAAGUCUCUAAUAAGUACAUGAAUAAGUCAAUUUAUGCUUACUUGGUGAAGACACUGAGUAAGUUAGGCCAUGUAAGUGAGGCCCAUCGCAUGUUUUGUAGCAUGUGGAGUUUCCAUGACAAAGGGGACAGGGAUGCUUAUUUGUCCAUGCUUGAAACUCUUUGUAGUGCAGGGAAGACAUCAGAAGCUAUGGAAUUACUGAAUAAAAUACAUGAAAAAGGGAUAACCACUGAUACUGUCAUGUAUAACAUGGUUUUUUCAGCUCUUGGUAAGCUUAAGCAAGUACCCUAUAUUUACACCCUUUAUGAGCAGAUGAAGGCAGAAGGCCAUUUUCCUGACAUAUUUACUUAUAAUAUUCUCAUCUCAAGCUUCGGCAAAGUUGGUCUGAUUGAUAAGGCUUUUGAAAUUUUUGAAGAAAUGGAGAGUACUGAUUGUAAACCUGAUGUAGUCACCUACAAUUCUUUAAUAAAUUGUCUUGGGAAAAAUGGAGACCUAGAUGAAGCUCACAUGCGUUUCAUGGAGAUGCAGGAGAAAGGAUUGAACCCUGAUGUUGUUACUUAUAGUACUCUCAUUGAAUGUUUUGGGAAAUCCAAUAAAGUUGAGAUGGCUUGUAGGUUGUUUGAUGAGAUGCUUGCUCAAGGAUGCUUCCCUAACAUUGUAACAUACAACAUUUUGCUUGAUUGUCUGGAGAGGUGUGGGAACACAGCUGAAGCAUUUAAGCUGUAUGCUACUAUGAAGCAACGUGGGCUGACGCCAGAUUCAAUAACUUAUACAAUACUUGCACGAUUAGAGAGUGGAUCCCAAAAAGCAGUAAGAGUUCGCAAACAGAGUCGUAUUACAGGAUGGGUUGUUAGCCCAUUAAGGUAAUGAAGGCAGGUGACAAGUAAGCAAUAUGUUAUGGAUUGUUUGCACCAAAUUAGGCAUUUGUUUGCUAGUCAAACAAUUUGUUAUAUUAAUGUUUCAAGUACCAGUAUCAAGAUGGAUACACCUGGCAACAGUUUUGGGUUUCAUUAUGUUGGAUAGGUCGCACAGUCGUGUGUGGGAUUUCGAUUUUGAUAUAGUGCUGGUGGAGGAUCACACCUAAAAGAUGUUUGAUAGUCAUGUCGGCCUUCUUUUGUCAUGCUGAGUACUAGUCAAAGAAAACCCUUGAGUUACGGCUUGUUUCACAAAAGAAAUGGUUCUUGUCAUUGUUUUUGUACAAUGACAAAUCUAGGGAGUAAAGCAUGGAAGAUUGACAUUCAAGGACUCUGCAUGCUCGGUACCUCUAGCAUGCAUAUGAACAGGAAAAACACAAGGUCAUUCACACAGUGACUAUCAGUAUUUAUGGAUGUUCUUCUCUGCAAGCUAAGUAAAAG
Messenger RNA from Musa acuminata subsp. malaccensis (wild Malaysian banana), 2427 nucleotides. RefSeq names its product pentatricopeptide repeat-containing protein At1g51965, mitochondrial. Lineage: Eukaryota; Viridiplantae; Streptophyta; Magnoliopsida; Zingiberales; Musaceae. Gene Ontology annotation, molecular function: protein binding. The record is from RefSeq and is a predicted model, not a curated record.